Messenger RNA from Aphanomyces invadans, 730 nucleotides. RefSeq lists its product as hypothetical. The record is from RefSeq and is a predicted model, not a curated record. Bases 23 to 475 code for a protein of 150 amino acids. The transcript is spliced from 6 exons. NCBI's taxonomy places the organism in Eukaryota, Oomycota, Saprolegniomycetes, Saprolegniales, Verrucalvaceae. Gene Ontology annotation, biological process: autophagy of mitochondrion. Gene Ontology annotation, molecular function: calcium ion binding. Gene Ontology annotation, cellular component: mitochondrial outer membrane.
CGCACAAUUUUCAUCAGCUGAGAUGCUGGCCCAAUCGCUUCGUGCUGUUGAACGCAAGUCUUCGUUGGUUCGAACACUAGUAACUCGCGCCACUCGCGCGAAUGGUGCGUCCGCGCCGAUGAAGCUCAACGUCAAGCAUCUGACUGCGCGCGUGACCGCUUUGGGUGUGCUCGGCAUGGCUUGCGUGUCUUCCUUGAAUGUUGCGCAGUGCCAAGCUGCGGUCACCAGAACACUGAAGAGUGAAAGUGGCAUUGGCGGGGGCAAUGGCAAGAAGGACGACCCAGUGAGUCGCUUGAUUGAUCAAUACGGCGGUUCGAUUGGGCAAGUGUCCUUUGGCGGCGCCGUGGGGUUUUGUGCGGGGAUGGCAGUCAAAUCCAUUGGGAAAAUCGCUGCCGUUGCGAUUGGUGUGGUGUUUGUCGGAGCCCAGGUAAUGGGAAUGCUCUCUUCUGAAUGUGCAUUCCGUACUUUUUUCUAGAUGGCGGAGUCGGCGGGAUACAUUCAAAUCGACUGGAAGAAGGUCGAGAAGGACGCAAUUGCGGCCGUGGACCCCAACGGGGACGGAAAGAUCACCCCCGAUGACUUCAAGAUCUGGUGGAAAAAGUUCUUGGCGUUGUCCAAGCACAACCUUCCUUCGUCGGGUGGUUUCGCCGCUGGCUUUGCAUUGGGUAUCAUGUACGCGUAAAGCAGUAGAGUCGUGAUGAACACGUUCAUAUAUGCCGUGAUCUGUGCA